AUGAGAGGUUGUCAUCUAAUACUAGGUACCGUGUGUCCCCAUCGCCUAGUGCACAGCUCCUCAACACCAGCGAUGGACAUCCCAGCCUACUUCAACUCCUUCUUGUGCAUUACUGUAAUGCUACUGGGUAUCUCGCUGGCUAAUGUUCCUAGUUACAUCAACGUUUGCUCAAGAAAUGACCCUAAAGUCGAGGAAUGCAUAAGGAACUCCAUUGAAGCUCUGAGACCAAAACUCGUUGUUGGUAUUCCUGAACUUGGAGUUCCAUCCUUCGAGCCGUGGAAGAUUCCUCAAGAAUUCGUCCUUAUAAGAGGAGGUGACCUAAAAGCUAUUGGAACUGACGUAAGAGUUUGGGGGACUUCCAAGUUCGAGAUAAAAAGUUUAAAGGCGGACAUACAGAAGGACAAGUUACGAUUCGAGUUCGAAGUUACCUUCCCUUACAUGAAUAUCGAAGGAAACUAUGACAUAAAUCUGAGGAUUUUGACAAUACAUAUAAAAGGAAAUGGUCCGUUUCAAUCUAAUAACACUGAUGUCGAUGCCAAAGCCGUUUUAAGUGGCGUGAUAGUUGAAAGAGACGGAAAGAAAUAUUUGGAGUACAAGAGUGCUGAUCUCACAGUGGAUUGGAGUAUUGGCAGCAUCAUGUUGGGAAACCUUUUUAACGGAGACAAAACUCUGGGAACCGCAGUAAACAACGCCUUGAACCAAAACAAAAGGGCAGUCAUGGAUGCCCUCAAGCCUAGAAUUGAGAAAAUGGUAGCAAAACAUGUCAUGGAUGUCGCUAAUAACAUUAACCACCAAUUUACAUAUGACGAACUUUUUCCCGAAAAGUAACAUUUCUUCAACAUUCAAAAUAAUUUGUCUGCCAAAUAGAUGGAUGUUUCUCAAACAUAAGAAAUCAACACAAUUUCUUAAUACCACUUCAACAUGUAAUCCAUUUAGAAACAAACCGUAAAUCUAUGAAUAAAUUGUCAUAUUUUAUAACAAAAUUAAAUAAACCUAUGAUGAUAAGUAAUGUACAGAUGGAGAAAAAAGAAAGUUUUAUAUUUCUAGCAAAUAUAUGAAUUUAUUUAUAAGAAUAGAUGUAUAAUAAUUUAUAUUUAUUGUAUCUUAUAAUAUUAUUGUUUCAAAAAUAAAGCGCACUACAUUUUGUAAAGAAAAGAAAUUAUUAAGUACAAUUUUUUUUUAUUUACAAAAUGUAGGAAAGUAAUUCAGAA
This is a messenger RNA of Nezara viridula (southern green stink bug), 1211 nucleotides long. NCBI's taxonomy places the organism in Eukaryota, Metazoa, Arthropoda, Insecta, Hemiptera, Pentatomidae. The record is from the annotation of a GenBank genome assembly.